Molecule: messenger RNA, 237 nt
Organism: Molossus molossus (Pallas's mastiff bat)
Lineage: Eukaryota; Metazoa; Chordata; Mammalia; Chiroptera; Molossidae
Product: heat shock factor-binding protein 1-like
Exons: 1
Coding region: 1-237 (78 amino acids)
Biological process (GO): cellular heat acclimation
Cellular component (GO): cytosol; nucleus
Molecular function (GO): transcription corepressor activity
Source: RefSeq, a predicted model, not a curated record
AUGGCCAAGACUGACCCCAAGACCAUGCAGGAUCUCACCUCAGUGGUGCAGACACUACUGCAACAGCUGCAAGAUAAAUUUCAGACCAUGUCCAACCAGAUCAUUGGAAAAAUUGAUGACAUGAAUAGUCACAUUGAUGACCUAGAGAAAAACAUUGCAGACCUCAUGACACAGACUGAGGUGGAAGAACUGGAAGGUGAAAACAAGAUACCUGCUACUGCUACAAAGAAGAGUUGA